AUGCAGGCAAAAGUUCGAUCUGCUACGUCAAACGAUCCAUGGGGUCCUAGUGGAACUGCAAUGAACGAGAUUGCUCAAGCUACACAUGACCAACAUUAUUUUAUAGAAAUAAUGGAAAUGAUUGAUAAAAGAUUGAACGACCAUGGUAAAAAUUGGAGACAUGUUUUCAAAGCCCUUACUCUCCUAGAUUACUGCCUUCAUGUAGGGUCUAAAGAGGUUGUUACAUAUGCUAAAGAUAAUUUAUAUGUAGUAAAAACUUUACGAGAGUUUCAAUAUAUAGAUGAUGAUGGUAAAGAUCAAGGUGCUAAUG
Racocetra persica is the source of this 310-nucleotide messenger RNA. The record is from the annotation of a GenBank genome assembly. NCBI's taxonomy places the organism in Eukaryota, Fungi, Glomeromycota, Glomeromycetes, Diversisporales, Gigasporaceae.